Molecule: messenger RNA, 2409 nt
Organism: Alnus glutinosa
Lineage: Eukaryota; Viridiplantae; Streptophyta; Magnoliopsida; Fagales; Betulaceae
Product: adagio protein 1-like
Exons: 2
Coding region: 195-2030 (611 amino acids)
Biological process (GO): response to blue light; circadian rhythm
Cellular component (GO): nucleus; cytosol; SCF ubiquitin ligase complex
Molecular function (GO): protein binding
Source: RefSeq, a predicted model, not a curated record
AAACGAUAAACAAUCUUUCUUUAGCUAAAUCGCCAAACGCUGCCCACCAUUCAUUUAUUUUUAAUUUUUAUUCCCUGCUUUGUUUCCACAGGCGCGCGCACCGCCACAAAAGAGUCUUCCUCGCCGAUUGGGCUCAUCCAAAAUUAACAUUAGGGCUUGUUCGUUGGAGGAAAUCUCAUUCAUGGGUUGAAGAAAUGGAGUGGGACAGCAGCAAUUCGGAUCUGAGCGGUGACGAGGACGAGGGUUUCUCUCUCAACGAUGGCGGCCCACUCCCCUUUCCCGUCGGGAACCUGUUCCAAACGGCGCCGUGUGGGUUCGUGGUCACCGACGCGCUCGAGCCCGAGCACCCCAUCAUCUAUGUCAACACCGUCUUCGAGUUACUCACCGGCUACCGUGCCGACGAGGUUCUCGGUCGCAACUGCCGUUUCUUGCAAUGUAGAGGCCCAUUUGCAAAAAGAAGACAUCCCUUAGUGGACUCCACAGUAGUUUCAGAUAUGAGAAGAUGUCUUGAGGAGGGAAUUGAAUUCCAAGGCGAGUUGUUGAACUUUAGGAAAGAUGGAACUCCACUGAUGAACAGGUUACGGCUGACGCCUAUAUAUGGAGAUGAUGAAACAAUAAGUCACUUUAUUGGAAUACAGUUCUUUACUGAAGCAAAUAUUGACCUGGGUCCGUUUCCUGGUUCGUUGAUCAAGGAAUCUACCAAAUUUUCUGAUCAGUUUCGUUCUGGGCUUUCAACCAUUCGGCCUGUCACCUUGGGGGACCGGAAUGUUUGUCGCGGUAUUUGUGGGAUAUUGCAAUUGAGUGAUGAGGUGCUGUCUCUCAAGAUACUUUCACGUUUAACACCUAGAGACAUUGCAUCAGUUGGCUCCGUCAGUCGGCGACUGUAUGAGCUGACGAAGAAUGAGGACCUUUGGAGAAUGGUCUGCCAAAAUGCAUGGGGUAGUGAAACAACUCGUGUUUUAGAGACUGUAUCAGGUGCAAAGAGAUUAGGGUGGGGUCGGCUGGCAAGGGAGUUGACCACUCUUGAAGCAGCGGCAUGGAGGAAACUGACUGUUGGAGGUGCUGUUGAACCUUCACGCUGCAACUUCAGUGCUUGUGCAGUCGGGAAUCGGGUUGUCCUUUUUGGUGGGGAAGGAGUCAACAUGCAACCCAUGAAUGACACCUUUGUAUUGGAUCUAAAUUCCAGUAACCCAGAAUGGCUACACGUUCAAGUGAGCUCCCCUCCUCCUGGUCGUUGGGGUCAUACGCUUUCUUGUGUAAAUGGAUCUCGCUUGGUGGUAUUUGGAGGCUGUGGAACGCAGGGUUUGCUCAAUGAUGUCUUUGUGCUGGAUUUGGAUGCCAAGCCUCCAACUUGGCGUGAAAUAUCUGGAUUGGCCCCUCCGCUUCCAAGAUCAUGGCACAGCUCCUGCACCCUAGAUGGGACCAAGUUGAUUGUUUCUGGUGGCUGCGCAGAUUCUGGAGUACUCCUCAGCGACACUUUUCUGCUUGAUCUCUCAAUGGAGAAACCUGUCUGGAGAGAGAUACCAGUAGCCUGGACCCCACCUUCUCGUUUAGGUCACACACUAUCUGUGUAUGGUGGCCGGAAAAUAUUGAUGUUCGGGGGUCUGGCCAAGAGCGGGCCCCUUCGUUUUCGUUCCAGCGAUGUUUUCACGAUGGAUUUAAGUGAGGAGGAACCAUGUUGGAGAUGUGUAACUGGGAGUGGAAUGCCUGGUGCUGGAAAUCCAGGGGGCAUAGCUCCUCCACCUAGGCUUGAUCAUGUGGCUGUGAGCCUCCCAGGUGGGCGAAUCCUGAUCUUUGGUGGGUCUGUAGCCGGUCUUCACUCUGCCUCACAGCUUUAUAUCCUGGACCCAACAGAUGAGAAGCCUACUUGGAGGAUAUUAAAUGUGCCUGGGCGACCCCCGAGAUUUGCUUGGGGUCAUAGUACUUGUGUUGUUGGGGGAACGAGGGCUAUUGUUCUUGGUGGUCAAACUGGAGAGGAGUGGAUGCUAAGUGAGAUCCAUGAGCUGUCGCUGGGAAGUACUGUUAUCUGAUUUAUAGGAUAUAGAAUAAAAAGCUGCAGCCAAGGGGGUCUCUAGGAGCCUUCAAAUGCAAGAUGUGAGAUCAUUCCAGGAAUGAGUGGAGAAUCUUCCUUUUGUCACUAAUAUCUCUUGACAAAAAUGUUAUUCUAGUCAGGACUUGUACUAGGUGUGGUUGCUCAUGAUCCAUUAUAUUGUAUGGGGUUGUUCUGGCUCGUGAUAAACUUUUAAUUGAGUUUCGAUGAGUGACUUGAGACUUGUCUGUGUUUGUGAGGUUUGUGCGAGACUUGCCCUGCAGCAGUACGUACAAUGGAUUUAUUCUUCCCUGUUAGGUUCGUAGUAUUUGACAGACAGGUAGGUUUUUAUAUAUAUGUAGAGGUUUUUUAGUUUCUUA